AUGGCCGCUUUCCUUCACCACUGCCCCUUCCUGAAGUCGGCCCCCAAGCCUGUUUUGCUGAGAACUGGGGCCACCCUCCUCUCCAUGGCCGACCGAUGCCCCAUGAUUGCCCGCCAGAUCACUGUUUGUGCCUCAAUCCCCAAGGAGAGGAAGACAACCAUCCAUUCUACCCAGUCAGCAGGCCUCCUGCCCCUGAGGGUGGACUCAAAGCGUCAUUUUGCCCAAUCAGCAACCCAGGUGGCUGUCUCCAUGUCCAAGGGAUGUCCCUUUGUCUCCAACCAGAUUGGCAUGGUAAGAGCGAGCCCUGAGGUUCAGGAGGACGUCCCGACAGAGUCUAACCCAGGUAAAGACAACACAAUAGUAGUUUAUUUGUUUAUUUGGAUCCCCAUUGGCUUUUGCAGAAGCAGCAGCUACUCUUCGUGGGGUCCACAAAAAACACAAAACAUGACAAGUAACAAAACACUGAUACACUGAUAGACAAGGGCAGACACACAAAUUUAAAUACAAUGAUAUACAAACAAUACAACUAAAAAAGAAUACAAAGAAUACAACAACAAAAUAAUGUGUGUUAGAGUGUGUCUGUGUGUGCGUGUGUUUGUGUGUGUGUCCCCUCACAGUCCCCGCCGUUCCAUGAGAUGUUGUUUAAUACGUUUUUUAAAGGUAAUUUUGCUGUUUGCUUGAGUAAUUGGAGAUGGAGUUCCAUGCGAUCAUGGCUCUGUAUAAUACUGUACAUUGCCGUGAAUUCGUUUUGGACUUGGGAACUGUGAAGAGACCUCUGGUGGUCUUGGGUUGGGUUAAAUGCGGAAGACACAUUUCAGUUGAAUGCAUUCAGUUUUAUAACUGACUAGGUAUCCCCCUUUCCCGUUUCCUUUUUGUGGGGUAUGUAUGGGUGUCUGACCUGAAUGUUAUUUGAUUAUGCAGACAAUCCGAAAUUUUAAUCACAGCAAUAUUUCUCAUAAAAACUAGAAGAGAAGCAGUUAAUCCCUCAACCAGGAAAGACUGGCAUGCAUGUUGUUGAUGUUAGUUCUGUAUGUGCAGUUAAGGGCAAGGUGUGCUGCUCUGUAGCUUUACUAGAUAUUUCUUUGCUGCACUUGACCCUAUUACCGGACAGUAAUCAAGAUGGAACAAGACCAGAGCCUGAACAACUAGUACAGUUGAUUAUUGUGUAAAAAAAUGCACAUCUUUUUAUAACAUCUUUUUAUACCCUUCCCCAUCUUCACAAUAAUUUUGUCAAUAUGACUUGACCAUGAUAAUUGACCAUGUAAUGUUAUACCUAGGUGUUUAGCUUCCAAAACUUGCUCAAUGGACACAAACACCAGCGCAAACACAGCAGACACACUUUGGUAGACACAAACAACAGGUCCAAGUUCUAAACACAGUGAAACAAUGUACACUUGCCCCACUUAAGACAAAGAAACAAACUGGGGUAAAAAUAAAUGAGAAAUACAGUAUAGUACAGACUGUUAUACCCCUGCUCUCUGUCACAGGUAUGCAGAGUUCUCUUUUGAAGGAACUCGAGGACUCCAUCAUGCCGAUGGUCCAAACCCCCAGUGUGUCCCACCUCCUGAAGGACAACAUAGGUGAAUCAGUUCAUAAUACCAGUGUGACUCUUUUGCAUUGACUCAAUCAGAGCAGAAGUUACACUGUAGUUCUACAAUAAAUUAUACUGAUAUAAUACAGUACAUCACCCAGAACUGUUUUCAGUCACACUUUAUAUUAAGUGGUAAUUUGAUACCAAUUUAAUGAUUAUUUCAUUGGCAGGUACUGUGUAAAUACAUUUACAUACGUUGUAUUACAUACAACUUAUCUGUUUACACAGCUUUAAAAGGGAACAGAUUACCAAGUAUAGGCCUGUUUACAAUCAAGUAAUCUUAUGCAAUAAUUAUGCACAGCGAAAUGAGGUUUAAACGCAAGCAAUUUGAGUUGAUUUGUAAAUGGUAUGUCAAUGCAUAGUUGCAUAAACCACAAUCAGGUAUCACAGAUGUAUCAAGUUACUACCGGUAUGUAGAGUGGGACCCAAUUUUCUUUUCAUUCAAUGGAUACAUGAUGAUUCAUUCUUCAUCAAAUUAACCAAGUUAUUGGAUUUAAAAUCACAUAAUUUGAGAAACUAUAUGUAUGUCUGUUUCACAACAGAAUAUCGCUGACACUAUUAUACUUUUAACCCCUCCAGUUGGCCCCAGUUUCGACUACGAUGGCUUCUUCUACAGGAAGAUCUUUGAGAAGAAGAAUGACCACACCUACCGCAUCUUUAAGACGGUGAAUCGGCGCGCUGACGUCUUUCCCUUUGCCGAAGACUACUCCAUUGCCGGGCGGGAAGGCUCCCAGGUGUCUGUCUGGUGCAGUAACGACUACCUAGGCAUGGGUAGCCACCCCCGGGUCCUCAACGGGAUUCAGUAAGCCAGACAUCAGAAUUCUUUCUCAAUUCAUCUUUUCUUGAUCCCUCACAUCCUCUCUCCUUGCCUCCUCAAAACACAUUGGAGAAGGGGAGGGAGUUUGGACCUUCUCUUCCAAUAUGGUUGAGAAGGCGGCGAGGAGAUAGGAUGUGAGGAAUCAUAGAAACACAAAUUGAGAUUGAGCCCAUGACCCAGUGCAAAAAGACCAAAGUCGAAAUUCAACCGACUCAAUUCCUUAGAUAUUCUAUUAGAUAUUCUACAUGUAUGGCUCAUCAUACUACAUUAUAUUCUUACGCUACCCCCAGAACUGUAUUAGAAAGUUCAAAGCAGUUGACCAUAGCCAGGGCUAAACUAAAUCAUGAACAAACUUGCUGUAUUAAUGAUAAAAUGUUCCGCAUUAGACAAAAACAUUACCAGUAUGAUAAUAAACCAAGUAAGCUCCUUGCCUAUCAAUUGAAAAAAAAAGAAACAAUCCGAACGCACGAUUAACGCCAUUAGCUUACAGAAUAACUCAGUCACCUAUGACCCAAUUUUGAUAAAUAAAGCCUUUUAUGGCUUUUAUGAUACUUUGUAUACAUCACAAUCCAACUAUUCACCUCAUGACCUACAAUCAUAUUUAGACAGCAUUUCUCUCCCGAAACUAUCCAAACCAGAGCAGCCGUUUCUCAAUUCUCCUUUUACUCCUGAGGAAGUAUUUGCAGCAAUUAAAUCUAUGCCUAAUAAUAAAUCCCCAGGCCCAGACGGCUUCCCAGGUGAAUUUUACAAGCAGUUCUGGCCAGAACUAUGUCCUAUAUUUAUGGCUAUGAUAGAUUACUUUUAUAUUAAGGGAAUUUUGCCUGAUUCUAUGAAUACAGCUUGUAUCAGUGUCUUGCUUAAAAGUGGGAAGGACCAAUUAGAAUGCUCUUCUUUUAGACGGAUAAGUUUGUUGAAUUUUGAUUACAAAGUGGUAACUAAAUUGAUAGCCAGAGGACUAGAGGUUCUAUUACCCUCGCUUAUUAAACCCGAUCAAACGGGAUUGAUAAAAAACAGGUACUCAUCGGAUGUUAGACGUCUGUUUGAUGUUAUCAACCAUUUAAAUGAGCAUAAGACUCCUUCUAUAUUGUUGUCAUUAGAUGCUGAGAAGGCGUUCGACAGAGUUGAAUGGAAUUUCCUUUUCUCUGUUUUGCAAAAAUGUCAUAUGGAUGCUAAUUUCAUCAAAUGGGUCAAAGCGAUUUAUACCAGUCCCAGAGUUAUGGUCUCCACCAAUGGUUUAAGGUCACAAGAAUUUCCCCUGAGUAGAGGGACCCGGCAAGGCUGUCCUCUGUCCCCCCUUCUCUUCUCGAUGGCCGUAGAACCGCUGGCAGAGUCCAUACUUUCUAAUGAGAGUAUCAGAGGUCCCAUUAUUGCAGAUCAGGAACAUAGGCUAUCUUUAUAUGUAGAUGAUAUUAUAUUGUAUGUUGUCAAUCCAGUGAACUCCAUUCCACAUAUGUACAUUCUCUAGAUACAAAGCUAAUUUUAUCAAAUCUAAUGCCUGUUUGCUAAAAGCCAGCUAACAGAUUAGUUGAGUUUGGUCUGUCCCUUCUCUUGGAAACCAAAUGGAUUCAAAUAUUUGAGAAUAAAUGUUAACCCAGUUCUAAAGAAUUAUCUAAAUUAAAGAAGACCUGAUUCGUUGGUCCACUCUCCCAGUAACUAUGAUUGGAAGGAUAAACAUAAUCAAGAUGUUGACCUGUUAUUUACCUUAUUCUUUAUUUUCUUUAAAAAAAUAAUUGUAUUAAGGUUUAUAUGGUGUAACAAAAAUAAUCAAGUUCUCUACUCUGCUCAAACCUGAAUCUAUGGGGGGUCUGGGUCUGCCCAAUUUCCAAUUGUAUUAUUGGUCAGCCCAAACUCGCAAUUUGUUGUCUUGAACUUUGGACAGACACUAUAUUCAGAUUGAAGCUCAAUUUAGCCACCUUUUACCUCUAAAGAAUCUUAUGUUUGUUAAUCGGUUCUAACAUAUUUGUGAUAACAAUAAGACCUUUACUAUGUACAACACAUUAAUGGCAUGGGCAGACUGUAGAAAGUACUUAGGUAUUUCAAACACGUAUUCUUUACUUGUGUCUAUCUCUUGUAAUCCUGACCUGCCCAAUGCGUUCUCAAAGGUCGACCUCUAUAGGUGGUGCUUGCUGGGUCUUGUGACGUUUGCUGACCUGGUCCGUAGUGGAUAGAAUACAAUUAAGUAAUUUAUCGAAAUCCGUACUGAAUACAACAUUCCUGGUACAGAUUUUUUUUAGAUAUCUUCAAAUCUGAAAUGUUUUCCUUAUGAUUAUCAAAGAAGGAAAGCUGAGAUCUCAGUUGUAAGAAGUUGAAGAAUUAAUAAUUAUUCUAUAUCUAUCAAAGGAAUAAAUGCUAAGAUGUACCUCACAUUAUCAAGACAAUAGGAAUCCACCUUUAUUCCUCUUCAAAGGAUGUGGGAAAACGAUUUAGGUAUGGAAUUUGAUGAGGAGGUCUGGCUUGAGAUCUGUAAUAAGAUACACUACCCACUUACUAGUUUGAAUAUUAAGGAAAGUAACUACAAAUUCAUUUUCAAGUUGGAAUGUUAAAUGAAAUCGUAUGUUCCCAGACACCUCACCAAAUUGCCCGAAAUGUUGGACCAGAAAAGGAACCUUUUUGCACCUACAGUAUUUUGCCAAUGCAAUAAGAUAAUGGAUUUCUGGUGAUCUAUUCAUACAACCACUCCUUAAUCACAUGCCAAAUAUAAAUAAUAAUUGUACUAGUUGAUCCGAAAACCUCUGAAAAUAUAACUGUAUUAUGAAAUUGUAUCUGCUGCUAUUUGUCACCAAGUUAUAAUGCUAACUACUGUACAUGAAUUGCAUUUGCUGCUGAUAAUUGUACCUGCUGCUAUUUGGUAUUUGUUAUCUUUAUAUACAGCUGCAGAAAACAUUAAGAGACCACUGCAAAAUUAUCAGUUUCUCUGGUUUUACUAUUUAUAGGUAUGUUUCUCCCAAAUUCCAAAUAAAGAUAUUGUCAUUUAGAGCAUUUAUUUGCAGAAAAUGACAACUGGUCAAAAUAACAAAAAAUAUGCAGUGUUGUCAGACCUCGAAUAAUGCAAAGAAAAUAAGUUCAUGUUCAUUUUUAAACAACACAAUAUUAAUGUUUUAACUUAGGAAGAGUUCAGAAAUCAAUAUUUGGUGGAAUAACCCUGAUUUUCAAUUACAGCUUUCAUGCAUCUUGGCAUGCUCUCCACCAGUCUUUCACAUUGAUGUUGGGUGACUUUAUGCCACUCCUGGCGCAGAAAUUCAAGCAGCUCGGCUUUGUUUGAUGGCUUGUGACCAUCCAUCUUCCUCUUGAUCACAUUCCAGAAGUUUUCAAUGGGGUUCAGGUCUGGAGAUUGGGCUGGCCAUGACAGGGUCUUGAUCUAGUGGUCCUCCAUCCACACCUUGAUUGACCUGGCUGUGUGGCAUGGCGCAUUGUCCUGCUGGAAAAACCAAUCCUCAGAAUUGGGGAACAAUGUCAGAGCAAAAGGAAGCAAGUUUUCUUCCAGGACAACCUUGUACGUGGCUUGAUUCAUGCAUCCUUCACAAAGACAAAUCUGCCCGAUUCCAGCCUUGCUGAAGCACCCCCAGAUCAUCACCGAUCCUCCACCAAAUUUCACAGUGGGUGCGAGACACUGUGGCUUGUAGGCCUCUCCAGGUCUCCGUCUAAACAUUAGACGACCAGGUGUUGGGCAAAGCUGAAAAUUGGACUCAUCAGAGAAGAUGACCUUACUCCAGUCCUCUAUGGUCCAAUCCUUAUGGUCUUUUGAAACCUCAGUCUGGCUCUUCUUUGCUUCUCAUUGAUGAAGGGCUUUUUUUUAGCUUUGCACGACUUCAGCUCUGCCCCUAGGAGCCUGUUUCAAACCGUCCUCGCCGUGCACUUCACCCCAGCUGCCGUUUGCCAUUCUUUUUGUAGGUCACUUGAUGUCAUCCUAUGGUUGUUGAGUGACAUUCGAAUGAGUUGGUGGUCAUCCCGGUCAGUAGAGAGUCGUUUUCGCCCUCUGCCAGUCUGUAACUUUGUUGUCCCCAAUGUCUGCUGCUUGACCUUGUUCUUAUGAACCGCCGUCUUUGAAAUUUUAAGGAUGGAAGCAACCUGACGCUCACUGUAUCCCUCUGCUAGUAAAGCCAGAAUUGAACCCUUCUUUUCCUCACUCAAAACUUUCCUUUUCAGCUCUUUUGGCAUGGUCAAUAGUCAUGUUUUUAUUAAUAUUACUUUUGAGGUACUAUUAGCACUGUUUUUGCCAUCCAGCUGGUCCUAUUGCAAGAGGAUAGUGAUGACCACAGCAGUCGUUUUUAUACUUUUCCUCGUUAAAUAAGAUUUGGGAUGUGAUCACCUAAUCAGUACCUAAUUCAGUAGAAUGAGGUGUGCCUGUGUUGGAAUUCAACAGACAUUGGUAUGGAAUGGCUGUCAUACAUGUAGAGAUGCUGAUUUAAGAAACAUUUGCAAUGGUCUCUUAAUUUUUUCCAGAGCUGUAUAUAUAUACAUAUAUUAUUUUAUUUUAAUGUCUUUAUAAUUGUUAUGAAAAAAUAAAAAUAAUAACCAUAACAUAUCUUCUUUGACGUGUUGGAGAUGAGGUUAGUGUAAGAUGUGAUGUUUGACUGUGAUUCUUCUUGGAUUCUCUCAGGGAUGCCCUGAGUAGGCAUGGCGCGGGUGCCGGAGGCACCAGGAACAUCUCUGGCACCAGUAACUUCCAUGUGCUGCUGGAAAAAGAACUGGCCCAGCUCCACCAGAAAGAUGGAGCGUUGGUCUUCUCAUCCUGCUUCGUGGCCAACGACUCCACCCUCUUCACCCUAGCCAAAAUGCUGCCAGGUUAACCUAAACAUAGGGCCCUCCCUGGUCUCCAUGCUAAAAGUCAAACAUUGACAGAGGAUAAGAGGUAGCAUGGUCCAGGGUCUGUUUGUGCUAUCUUGCUAACUUGUGACAAUGACCAUAGGAGUUGACAAGAUAGCACUAACAGAUCUGGGACCAGGCUAGAUGAGAGGUAGCAAUGAGAGGAAUAGUCAAUACUUAUAACGUUUCAUUCUAAUCAGAACUUCAGCAUUGCUUUCAAGGGCAAUGUGGUCACAUUAGUGCCACCAAUCUAUUUUCCAAAAUAUGUUCUUUGUACUAUAUUGCACACACUCUAUAAUUGCUGGUAGAUGUUAAUUCUGCCUUGUGGGCUCUCUGCUUUGAAAUACAGGCUGUGAGAUCUACUCUGACAUGGGGAACCACGCUUCAAUGAUCCAGGGCAUAAGGAACAGUGGCGCCAAGCGCUUCAUCUUCCGCCAUAACGACAGCCAACACCUGGAGGAACUGCUGAGUGGCUCCGACCCCAAGACGCCCAAAAUCGUGGCCUUUGAGACCGUGCACUCAAUGGACGGUAAGUGUCACGAAAUGGGCUACACGCUCAUGUUGCGUGUUGGUUUAUCUUUGGUUUUCUUUCAUAAUAUAUAUUUUGCUAGGGGUUUGUGGUGGUUUAACAUGAGAUAAGCAAGCAGUAUUAUUUAUUUGUUGCUAAUAUUGUAUGUUACAUCCUCUCAUAUUAAUAUAUUACGUUCAAAAAAUAUCAUAUCCCAGUCAGUGUUAAUUUUGAGUGCUACACAUUUCGUAAUUCUGUAUUGCUUAGUGCCUCAGUAAUGAUAUCCACGGUCUCUCAGUUAUUUACAGUAAAAGGUGGUAUAUCCUAUUUCAUCUCACUCGCUCUCAGGUGCUAUAUGUCCCCUGGAGGAGCUAUGUGAUGUGGCCCAUCGCUAUGGGGCCUUGACGUUUGUUGAUGAGGUCCAUGCUGUGGGCCUGUAUGGAGCCCAAGGGGCCGGUGUGGGAGAGAGAGACAACAUCAUGCACAAGAUUGACAUUGUCUCUGGAACCUUGGGUAAGCAAUAAACAGGUUUGAUAAGAGUAUCUAUGUUUUAUGGAUUUGUUGUUGUUUUUAUAAGUAUAUUUUGUACCAUGCUGUACUGCAUUUUAUUCUGUACUAUUGGUGCUUCCUCUUGCCCAUGGCUCACCUAAAAAAGAGAUGAAUAUGUCAACGGGACUCACCUUGUUAAAUAAAAGAUCAAAUAAACAGAUGUGUCUGCUUAAACAAGGACAGUUCUUCCCUAGCCCAACGAGGGACAUCAGUUGAUUCCCACUUAUUUCAUUUGUUUUAUUUCAAGAAUCUAAAAAAGUCUAGAUUUUUUGUGACUACUACCACAAAGUGAACUAGUAAUAUGUUUUUAUUAAUUCAUUUAAUUAUUGUUAUUAUACACACUUACAGGGAAGCAGGUUCCAUAAUAGCUAUAACCAUUUAGUCUCUGUCUGUCUUAGCUUGUCUCAGAGCUAGGGAAAUGCCCCUCACAGCAGAGAUAGAUUUGAGUCUCUCCUUGGAAUAGGUCCCAUUUAACCAAUUAAUGCUGGUCAUCAUGCACUAACUGACACAUUUAUAUUGCUGACAUCGCAGUAACAACUUUCAUCAUGCGCUGGUGUUGGUUAACCGAGGGCACGACAGAGAAAGCAGGCCAGGGGAUAUACGUAUCAGCUGUGGAAGUGCUCCCACACACCCAGUCUGGUCAUGCUGAUAAGUCUCUCUAGGAGCAGUUUCUGUGGAUAGCUCAAGGAAUAAGUUGCCUUUUAUGCACAGAUCUAAGGUCAGCUUACCUUCUCUCAAUCCUAACCUUCACCAUUUGAAGGUAGAACUCAAUAUUACUUUAGAUCAGCGCUUAUAAAGGCUACCUUAGAUGACAAGGGGGUAUUUAGCAAAUCUAGUCUUUGGCCUACUUAUUUCAGAGUAUGUGGUUGUCAACCUAGCUAGGUCACAUUGGGUCACAUUCAAACUUGAUAAACACUAUUUGAACUAGGAAUACUCCAUCGCUUCCAAAAUCCAGUAAUAGUGUACACUAACUCCCAUAACCAUAAUGGUUCAUUGUGAUUUGAGGUGUGUUUGUUAUACUAUAUCUGUAAGUUAUAGAUACUGUAUAUGGCUUUAUUGUAUAUAUACAAAGCAUUCCAUUGAAUCAUUAUUUAUUCUUCUUCUUCUGUUUCCUCUUCUAUUUCUUCUUCUUCUUCUUCUUCACCAUUGCUGCAGGUAAAGCCUUUGGCUGCGUGGGGGGCUACAUUGCCAGUAGCGCUGCGCUGGUGGACACGGUGCGCUCCUUCGCUGCAGGCUUCAUCUUCACUACCUCGCUGCCCCCCAUGGUGCUGGCUGGGGCCCUGGAGUCUGUGAGGGUCCUGAGGAGCUCCGAGGGCCAGGCGCUGCGCAGGGCCCACCAGAGGAACGUCAAACACAUGAGACAGCUGCUCCUGGAGAAAGGACUGCCUGUGGUCAAUUGCCCCAGCCACAUCAUCCCAAUAAAGGUACUGUAAGAGAUACUACAUUUACACUGCUACUUCAUCAUUUGUGUUGAUAAGGAGACAGGAGGGAGACCAUUGUAUAUGUUGUGCAGAGUAUUAUGGGUACUGUAGUACAUGUUCUAUUACUACUACAGCGUUAAGAGCAGUGGAUACCCUAGCUAUUUCACUCCAGUUAUGAGAGUUACUGUGUCAUGGCCCUGCCAUUUUCUCAACUUCUUGUUUCUCUGGUAGUUCUGUCCUCCUGCACCAAGACAUUGAUAGUUCCUUCUCAAGCCACCUGUUAAACCUUUUAAAAAAUCAUCACAUCCUGAUAGUUGAAUCAUCUCAAAUAAUAAUCUAGUUGACACAAAUUAAGAAGCAUGUGGAUUGUCUGUGCACCUCUCAUUUAACUGGGUCAUUUCUAUGACUAAAGGGGUAUAGCAUUUCUAGAGAUUAAUUUUGGUUUGCUUAAUAUAAGGAAUUUGAAAUGAUUUAUACUUUUACUUUUGAUACUUAAGUAUAUUUUAGCAAUUACAUUUACUUUUGAUACACUGCUCAAAAAAAUAAAGGGAACACUUAAACAACACAUCCUAGAUCUGAAUGAAUGAAAUAAUCUUAUUAAAUACUUUUUUCUUUACAUAGUUGAAUGUGCUGACAACAAAAUCACACAAAAAUUAUCAAUGGAAAUCAAAUUUAUCAACCCAUGGAGGUCUGGAUUUGGAGUCACCCUCAAAAUUAAAGUGGAAAACCACACUACAGGCUGAUCCAACUUUGAUGUAAUGUCCUUAAAACAAGUCAAAAUGAGGCUCAGUAGUGUGUGUGGCCUCCACGUGCCUGUAUGACCUCCCUACAACGCCUGGGCAUGCUCCUGAUGAGGUGGCGGAUGGUCUCCUGAGGGAUCUCCUCCCAGACCUGGACUAAAGCAUCCGCCAACUCCUGGACAGUCUGUGGUGCAACGUGGCGUUGGUGGAUGGAGCGAGACAUGAUGUCCCAGAUGUGCUCAAUUGGAUUCAGGUCUGGGGAACGGGCGGGCCAGUCCAAUAGCAUCAAUGCCUUCCUCUUGCAGGAACUGCUGACACACUCCAGCCACAUGAGGUCUAGCAUUGUCUUGCAUUAGGAGGAACCCAGGGCCAACCGCACCAGCAUAUGGUCUCACAAGGGGUCUGAGGAUCUCAUCUCGGUACCUAAUGGCAGUCAGGCUACCUCUGGCGAGCACAUGGAGGGCUGUGCGGCCCCACAAAGAAAUGCCACCCCACACCAUGACUGACCCACCGCCAAACCGGUCAUGCUGGAGGAUGUUGCAGGCAGCAGAACGUUCUCCACGGCGUCUCCAGACUCUGUCACGUCUGUCACAUGUGCUCAGUGUGAACCUGCUUUUAUCUGUGAAGAGCACAGGGCACCAGUGGCGAAUUUGCCAAUCUUGGUGUUCUCUGGCAAAUGCCAAACGUCCUGCACGGUGUUGGGCUGUAAGCACAACCCCCACCUGUGGACGUCAGGCCCUCAUACCACCCUCAUGGAGUCUGUUUCUGACCAUUUGAGCAGACAAUUGCACAUUUGUGGCCUGCUGGAGGUCAUUUUGCAGGGCUCUGGCAGUGCUCCUCCUGCUCCUCCUUGCACAAAGGCGGAGGUAGCGGUCCUGCUGCUGGGCUGUUGCCCUCCUAUGGCCUCCUCCACGUCUCCUGAUGUACUGGCCUGUCUCCUGGUAGCGCCUCCAUGCUCUGGACACUACGCUGACAGACACAGCAAACCUUCUUGCCACAGCUCGCAUUGAUGUGCCAUCCUGGAUGAGCUGCACUACCUGAGCCACUUGUGUAGGUUGUAGACUCCGUCUCAUGCUACCACAAGAGUGAAAGCACCGCCAGCAUUCAAAAGUGACCAAAACAUCAGCCAGGAAGCAUAGGAACUGAGAAGUGGUCUGUGGUCACCACCUGCAGAACCACUUCUUUAUUGGGGGUGUCUUGCUAAUUGCCUAUAAUUUCCACCUGUUGUCUAUUCCAUUUGCACAACAGCAUUUUAAAUUUAUUGUCAAUCAGUGUUGCUUCCUAAGUGGACAGUUUGAUUUCACAGAAGUGUGAUUGACUUGGAGUUACAUUGUGUUGUUUAAGUGUUCCCUUUAUUUUUUUGAGCAGUGUAGUUAAGUAUAUUUUAAACCAAAUACUUUUAGACUUUUACUCAAGUAGUAUUUUACUGGGUGACUUUUACUUGAGUCCUUUUCUAUUAAGGUAUCUUUACUUUUACUCAAGUAUGACAGCUGGGUACUUUUUCUACCACUGCCUACCCCAGAAACAACAUGUAAUCUAUUAUCAAAAUAUUUUACCACUCAAGCUAUCUCUGAAGCCUCAGUGCCAGUUUACUGUAUGCUCUCUGGCAAACCCUUAUUGAAUUCCAUAAGGAGUUGGCAAGAGAGCAGAAACAGACUGGCUCCCAGGCUGAUCAUUCUGUACAUGACAGUGAUGCAAGGAUGUACUUUGAACAUGUUUGAGCACGGCACACUAAGUUCAUUAUCGAGAUGAUAGACUGUAUUUGUGUGUGUGUGCAUGCAUUGUCAUUUCUCAGGUUGGUAAUGCGGAGCUCAACUCCAAGGUGUGUGACAUCUUGCUGGAGCGACACAACAUCUACGUCCAGGCCAUCAAUUACCCGACCGUAGCCCGAGGCGAGGAGCUGCUGCGUCUGGCUCCCUCCCCUCACCACAACCCCGCAAUGAUGGAGUACUUUGUGGGUGAGUGACAAAGCCACCUGCUGCUACUGCUCUGACAAGGUUUCCCGUAGAAUUGGCCUUUGUUCAAGCGUCUCAGAGUAGGAGUGUUGAUCUAGGAUCAGGUCCCCCCUGUCUAUAUAAUCAUAUUCAUUAUGAUCUAAAAGGCAAAACUGAUCCUAAAUCAGCUCUGAGACUCUUUGUGAAUACGUCCGGUGGUGUUCAACCCAUUAAUGGUCAAUGGUCAUAUUUGACACAUCGGGGGUCUGGAGAAAGAAAACUUCAACUACCAAUAGUAUCCUUUCUCAGUGUAUUCACUGUAGACUUAAAAUAAGAUACUGCAGCAAAUACUAUUAGCUGUGUUAGCCGUGACUCACGUUUCUUUGUGUUUGACACGUUUCACUUUUAUUGACAGAGAGGCUCGUGGAGGUGUGGCAAGAAACGGGGCUCCUUCUGAACGGGCCGGCGACUGUCUCCUGCACCUUCUGUGACCGCCCACUGCACUUUGACCUGAUGAGUGAGUGGGAGAAAUCCUACUUUGGCAACAUGGAGCCUCAAUACAUCACUGUGUCCGCUUAG
Messenger RNA from Coregonus sp. 'balchen', 12945 nucleotides. The record is from the annotation of a GenBank genome assembly. Lineage: Eukaryota; Metazoa; Chordata; Actinopteri; Salmoniformes; Salmonidae.